Messenger RNA from Ilex paraguariensis (yerba mate), 915 nucleotides. The record is from the annotation of a GenBank genome assembly. Lineage: Eukaryota; Viridiplantae; Streptophyta; Magnoliopsida; Aquifoliales; Aquifoliaceae.
AUGGGUGGUUAUGAAAGGAAUGGAGCUGUAAGGCAGUACAUAAGAUCAAAGGUGCCUAGAUUGCGAUGGACUCCUGAUCUUCAUCGCUGUUUCGUUCAUGCCAUAGAGAGCCUUGGAGGCCAACACAAAGCUACACCCAAGCUUGUUCUUCAGUUGAUGGAUGUUAGAGGACUCACCAUUUCACAUGUCAAAAGCCACCUCCAGGUCGCAGAUAGUAGCACCCAACAGAAAAAUCAAUCUCUUGAAGAUCAACAAGAUGGGUGCAUUGAUAGAGAAAAAAGCGUGGGUCACCAUCCAUCUCUGAAACCCGUUAUAGAAUCAGAUUCUAAGUUCAUCCAUAGUCCUCUACCAACAAAAAGAGCUCUAAUUGAGACGAAGAUUUGUAUCACUGAGAACCUGCAAUGCAGCCAAAGACUAAGUGAAACAGUGACGAAUCCGUACUACUUUGAUGAUUGUAUGCAGAUUAUGGCUGAAAAAAGUGAAAUAAAGGGGAGGGAAGAGAAGGGUUUCAGAUGGGAGAACCAAGAAGCAGCUAUAUUUUCUACAACAGCCUUCCCUCUGCCACAUAAUCUCUUUCACAGCCUCAAUACUGGUGGCAAUGUUGGUGCAGUGGGAGAAUCUGAUUUCCUCAAGAUUGCUGAACAACAAGAUCAAAAAUGCCUAUCCCCCAGAAAAAGAAAAUUACAGAACUUAAGAAAUGGACAUGAUGAAGAUGAAGCAGGUAACGCUGGCGGAUUGUCAUUGUCACUCUCACUGCAUCAUCCCUCUACUCAGAGAAGUAACGCUUCAUCCACGAGCGAGAUCAGUGAGACAAGCUCAUCAUACUCCAGGUCUAACUUGACCGACUGUUCUGGCUCUUCUUUGGAAAAGUGUGGGAUUAAAUUAAACCUAUCUAUUGGUCUAUGUGGUGACUAG